Molecule: messenger RNA, 2031 nt
Organism: Gambusia affinis (western mosquitofish)
Lineage: Eukaryota; Metazoa; Chordata; Actinopteri; Cyprinodontiformes; Poeciliidae
Product: melanopsin-A-like
Exons: 9
Coding region: 16-1668 (550 amino acids)
Biological process (GO): G protein-coupled receptor signaling pathway
Cellular component (GO): membrane
Molecular function (GO): G protein-coupled receptor activity
Source: RefSeq, a predicted model, not a curated record
UGGAACAUUGAGAGUAUGGAGCCCGAGGAAGUGCACAGCAAGAGAAGCUUGUACAGCAAGGUUGAUGUGCCUGACCAUGCUCACUAUGUCGUUGCUUUCUUUGUCUUUGUAAUUGGGGCACUUGGCAUCAUUGGGAAUACCCUGGUUAUGUUUGCUUUCUACAGCAACAAGAAGCUCCGUAAACUCCCGAACUACUUCAUUAUAAACUUGGCGGUGAGCGACUUCCUGAUGGCUUUCACACAGUCCCCCAUCUUCUUUGUCAACUGCCUCUACAAGGAAUGGAUGUUUGGAGACAUUGGCUGUAAAGUCUAUGCUUUCUGUGGUGCCCUUUUUGGCAUUUCUUCCAUGAUAAACCUUCUGGCCAUAUCGAUUGAACGGUAUCUGGCCAUCACCAGACCACUGCAGACCAUGCGGUGGGGUUCAAAACGGAAAACGAUUUUUGCCAUCUUUCUCAUCUGGUUUUAUUCUUUGGCUUGGAGUCUGGCUCCUCUUGUUGGCUGGAGCUCCUAUAUUCCAGAGGGGCUGAUGACAUCUUGCACAUGGGAUUAUGCUACAUAUACAACAGCUAAUAGGAGCUACACCAUGAUGCUCUGCUGUUUUGUCUUUUUUAUACCACUGGGAAUCAUCUUUUUCUGCUAUCUUCGAAUGUUUCUAUCUAUCCGAAAGACUGGCAGGGAGGUUGAACGUUUGGGCACUCAGGUCAGAAAAACCACUCUUAUCCAACAAAGGUCCAUCAGGAGUGAGUGGAAAUUGGCAAAGAUUGCCUUUGUUGUCAUUGUGGUGUAUGUCCUCUCCUGGUCGCCAUACGCCUGCGUCACAUUGAUUUCCUGGGCUGGCUAUGCCAGCAUCUUAUCGCCAUACUCCAAGGCUGUCCCUGCAAUCAUUGCAAAGGCAUCCACAAUCUAUAACCCAAUUAUCUAUGCCAUUAUACACAACAAAUACAGGAUGACUCUGGCAGAAAAGGUGCCCUGUCUGUGGUUUUUGUUUCCGGCUCCCAGAAAGGAAUGCCUGUCCUACUCCAUCAGCGAAUCCUCUCUGAGGGACUCCAUCAUCAGUAGACAGUCGAACGCUUCACGCACUCAUUUUAUUAAUGCUAUGCCCAACCGCUUUGAUACGAUGUUGAAGGAUAUGGAGAUGGAACAUCUGGGGAGGAAAUCAGGAGGUUCCUUCAAAACCAUGUCAUCAUACAGGCAGUCGGACAGAGGCAGGUCCUAUAAGAGGACAUCAGAGCAGAAAAUAAAUAAAUACACACCAGAGAAGCAACUACCUACUAUGAGUGACCCACUUAGCACCUGCGACCCUGACCUGGUUUCCAGCUCUCUGACUAUUGCUACUCUACCUUUACUCGUUCUCACCAGGAGGCGCAGUGAGAGUGCAACCGAUGAGAUUUCAAACACAUGCAAUGACAAAAGCAACAUCAGGGAGCGACUGCACAGCCAGAAGAGCAGCUCUUUUGAUUCCCUGAAUCUUGGGAAAAAACCCUACGCUGAACCAAAGUCUCCCCAGAGUGUUCCUCGCAUAAUUGUCAUCAGUCCCACCUCUGAAAGCAGCAUUAUCAGCUCCAAUAGUGUCCGAUUCGAAGAUAACAUUGAGGCAAUGGAAAACAAUGUCUUUGUUAGUCUGAACUUUUCAACAGAAGUAUUCGAGGCAGUGAAACUACUUUCUUGACCAGAUGGAAAUAUUUAUGCUUUGGACAAUCAAAUGGACAGAUAUCAACGUCCUAUACUUUUCUCCCAGCAUGUUGAAUUAUCCUGCUUGUGACUAUUAUCACAGAAACUGCAGAGCAGAAGAAAAUCUGUGAGAUUAAGCAAGAUAAAGUUCUCUGGCUGGGAGAGAUUCACGUAAAAAGGCGUUUCGCAUGUUUCUAUGAGUUCUCACACACACAGAAAAACAACAACUGUAUUUUUGUUUUUCAAAGCUUGAUGUGCCACACAAAAAGCUUAUCUGGACUGAAAAAAUCCUCAAUAUAUUCUCCUUCUACUAUUUUUUAAUGAAAUCAGAGAAUGCAGCAGAAAUGCUGAAAAUCAGACA